This is a messenger RNA of Radiomyces spectabilis, 804 nucleotides long. RefSeq lists its product as uncharacterized. Gene Ontology annotation, biological process: mRNA splicing, via spliceosome. The transcript has 4 exons. Lineage: Eukaryota; Fungi; Mucoromycota; Mucoromycetes; Mucorales; Radiomycetaceae. The coding region runs from base 57 to 728 and encodes 223 amino acids. Gene Ontology annotation, cellular component: U2AF complex; spliceosomal complex. Gene Ontology annotation, molecular function: pre-mRNA 3'-splice site binding; metal ion binding. The record is from RefSeq and is a predicted model, not a curated record.
GCCGUCGCAGACCUCCAAAGUAUUGGCCCUUUCUCAGUUACUACUCAUCCUUACUCAUGGCUGAAUAUCUCGCAAGCAUCUACGGUACAGAAAAGGACAAGGUCAACUGUUCCUUUUAUUUCAAGAUUGGUGCAUGUCGUCACGGCGAACGUUGCUCCAGAAAGCAUGUCAAACCAACCUUCUCACAGACAAUGUUAGUCGCCAACAUGUAUCGCAAUCCAGCUUAUGAUCCUAAUGCGAACUUGACCGAAGACCAGCUGCAGCAAGACUUCGACUUAUUCUACGAAGACGUGUUUACAGAACUGGCCAAGUUUGGAGAAGUGGAAGAAAUGAUCGUAUGUGACAAUGUAGGCGAUCACUUGGUGGGGAAUGUAUAUUGUCAAUUCCGUUACGAAGAAGAUGCAGGUAAUGCGGUGGAGAAUCUAAAUAAUCGAUUCUAUGCAGGCCGUCCAUUAUAUGCAGAAUUAUCACCUGUGACAGAUUUCAAGGAAGCUUGUUGUAGGCAGCACGAAAUAGCCGAGUGCAAUCGCGGAGGAUUCUGUAAUUUUAUGCAUUUGAAGCAUCCCACACGGUCGCUUAGGAGAGAACUAUUGGAAGCACAACGAUUGACGAUUCGUGAAAAGAAAAGAGAAGCACGACAGCGAGAAGAGGAAGAAAAGCGAUUGAAAGACAGGGAGAGAGAUUUUGCUCCUGAAGGUGAUUAUGCGCGAGAAAGUUCAUCUCUUUAGAUAGCGUGAUACCACUUCUAUGAAAUAGGUAGCAUCUUUAAGAAUAAAAGCAACUACUACUCCAUUCUACACAGAA